This is a messenger RNA of Ceutorhynchus assimilis (cabbage seed weevil), 3079 nucleotides long. The record is from the annotation of a GenBank genome assembly. Lineage: Eukaryota; Metazoa; Arthropoda; Insecta; Coleoptera; Curculionidae.
CGAAGACAGAACCUUCGUUUUCAUUAGAACGCUGCUCCUUUGUUUCGAGAAUAAAGUCCCUGCUGAGCUGCUGAACUUAGCUGCUGGCACCGCCGAAUGUACCCAUUUACUUCGAGAGUUGUAAACACUAAACACUCAUCAAUUUCAUAACCUAAAAAACUGAAUUCAUACACUUAUGUUUUUUGUAUUUAUGAUUUAUGAAGACGCGAUCAGCAAUCUCGUGCAAGUGCGGGCCGUGCGGCAUAAGUAAAUAACGCGUAGCCUACCCCAAAUCAAAAUUUACUUUCCUUGAUCCAAACCUACGUUUACACGCGAAAUUCAGGCAAUUUAUGUCUCACGCGGAGUAGGCAAGGCCUCGGUCAAGACUUCUCGGAGGGGCUGAAAUGUUGUCUCUUUAAGAAUAUAUACAAAAACAAAAAAAUUAGACUGCAGACAGGCCUGCUCUGAAAUGGCAGGAUCCAAGGGUUUCCGCGUUAUUCUAGAUCUGAGUAGAUGUUUCCAGGAUCACAGAAAAACUGCUAGAGUUUUUAUUAAAGAGGAUUUCAAAACAAUCCAGGAUUUGCAAGUUCACAUUUCCAACGUAUUUGGGAUACAAGAUUAUUACCUUACCUCAGGUGAACAUUAUUUACCAUUACUAGAAGAUAUUGGGGUCCUUAGCAAUGGUGAGACAAUCUGUGUAAUACCCAAGCAAGAAAACACGGCCUUAUUGGAUUCUAGCAAUUUAUGCAGUAAUGGAAUAGCCGAGAAAAAGGCAUGUAAAAUUCCACAACAAAACAUAACUUUCCGAAAAGUACACGAAAAAAGUAAAGCUGAUACUGUUCGACUUUCCAGGCAUGCUGAUACACCAUUGAUAUCAUAUAAUAAAUAUAGGCCUCCGCGAAUGAUUACAGGACAGUACCUUAAAAAAAAAAGUAAUAACAUUAUUCAAAUCGAUGUGCUUAGAAACGAUAAAAGUAUAGAACCAAGCAAUGUGUCUGAAAAUGAACAAAAUGAAGACUCAUCUGAAAAUUAUGCUAGAAUGGAAAAUCUGACACGUAUACCGGAAGAACGCAAUCACUCCUUUUCUGAUAAUGAUAUCUCAAUAAAUGCUAUGCCAAAUGACAAAAUACAGACGAGUCUGGAAAAAAAUGAUUUUUCAAAUGAGAAUGGUAUUGACGGAAAAGAUGAUACCUUUAAAAUGACCAUUUCAGAAUUUGCCACAGGCGAUAUCGAAUUGGAUGUGUCUUCCAAUAAGUCACCACUAUUAAAUGAAAUGUCUUCGUUCAAUGUCUCUAUUGAAAAUAAAAAGACAUUUCCUUUAUGUGCAUCAUCACAAUUUGUGACUGAGAGAAAACAGAUUAGGAUACAGGAGGAAAGCACUUACUCCUUUUCUAAUGAUGAUGUCUCAAUAAAAGGUAUGCCAAAUGAAAAAGUACAAAAAAGUUUGGGAGAAAAUAACUUUUUAAAUAAUGAUAUUGACAAAAAAGAAUAUACCUCAAAAAUGACAAUUUCAAAAUCUUCCACAGACGAUAUUGGAUUGGAUGUGUCUUCGAAUAUGGUACCACUAUCAAGUGAAAGUUCUUCGUUGAAUCUUUGUAUUGAAAAUGAGAAAACAAUUCCAUUAUGUACAUCAUCAUCAUUGGCCACUAUAGGAAAGUUGAUAAGGAUACCGGGAGAAAGCAACUACUCCUUCUCUAACAUGCCAAAUGAUGAAAAACAGGAAAGUUUGGGAAAAAACGAUUUGUCAAAUAUUGAUUGCUGCAAGAAAGAAGAUACGUCAAAAACAACCUUUUCAAAUUUUGCCAAAAAGGAAAUUGCAUCUAAUGAGUCUUCAGAUAUUGCACUAACUUGGGAUAAUAGCAGUGUCCUAUCAAAUCUGAGCACUGAAAAUGAUAAUAACUUCACAUCGGAUACAUCUGUACCAGUUGUUAAAAAGAGAAAGCGGAUAAGGAUUCGUAAAAGGAAGAAGCCAAAGACAUCAGUAUUGGACUCUAAGGAAGAGGCACCUUUUAACUCUCUGUUCAAAACUAAGUCCACCCCAGAUCGUUCCUGUUCUAUUGUACACAUACGAUUUGGAGCAGACAAAAUUGAUUCAGAAAAAAUGGAGGUCAAUGAAGAUGCUUCAUCUGCUCCUGUAGAUUCUGAAAUUCUUAAUGAUGAAGAUACAAUCGUUGAUAAGUGGAAACGUCAUAUUUCUGACGCUCCAUUAUUAAAUACGAUACCGAAAAGUGGAGAUAUCAUUACUUUCAAGAUUCUCAAAAUUGGCGAAAACUACACUCCUCAGAUUACAAAUAACAUAAUAGGUAAAGUAGAAACAUGUGAAUCGGAAACUGGAGAACUCUCUGUAAAUAUUUUAGGAGGAUUGGAAGAACUAUCGCCGCCUUCUUCAGGGAAAUUUGGUCUUGAUUGCGAAGAAAACAGGAAAUCUACAACAAGAUCAUUUCUUUUCACUCAACUUAUUUCACCAAGGCUGCUGAACCUGUGAAACCAAAAACUACUAGUGUUUGUGAUAUAGGUAGUAAUAUGUUCAAGAUGUGAAACUUGUCUAUUUUAGUAUUUAAAUUUACUUUUGUUUCAUGAUUAGUGUUUUAUUUUGUGUUCAUAGAUUUGUUUAACAAAUUUUCAGCUAAUAAGAGGACGUCUAGGCGGUAGUUCCUUUGAAAUUGUCACAACUUGAACUUAUCCGUGUCUUGAUGAGGUGCGUAGCGAAGGGGCAGAUAAAUAGAGACUCACUUGUUAAUUUUAUUGUUUGUUUUACGCUUGAGAGAGUCGUACGAUUUAACAUAACAUUGAAUAUUUAAUAUUCUGUUUCUUUUAAACAAUGUCCUUCCAGAAUUUUCAGAAUUCCAGCUAUAGGUAAUUAUUUUGUAAAUAGUUAGUUUUGGCCAAGGUCUUAGGAACUUUAAUAUGCGACUCACUAUUUUAUUCUAUUUUUUUUCAUUUUACUAGUGAUAUACUGACUUAAAAUGAUUGGAAAAUGUUAAAUGUUCACCUAUUAUACAUCCCCAGUAUUUAAAUUUGUCCACUAUUUCUGGAUUCAAUUUCUGUUCUUAUUGAUUGUUUCAAAUACUCUUCUGCAGGCUAAGAAGCAUCUUUCGGA